This is a messenger RNA of Ruditapes philippinarum (Manila clam), 1806 nucleotides long. RefSeq names its product phospholipid scramblase 1-like. Lineage: Eukaryota; Metazoa; Mollusca; Bivalvia; Venerida; Veneridae. The coding region runs from base 114 to 848 and encodes 244 amino acids. The transcript is spliced from 10 exons. Gene Ontology annotation, molecular function: phospholipid scramblase activity. Gene Ontology annotation, biological process: plasma membrane phospholipid scrambling. Gene Ontology annotation, cellular component: plasma membrane. The record is from RefSeq and is a predicted model, not a curated record.
UUGUUAUUGAUUACGUCACAGAAACCGCGCAUGCAUAUUGAUUUAGACUGACUGCACUUUAAAAUAUCUAGUUUAACUAGGAUAUAAUUUCAUAAAAGACAGCAGCUGUCACUAUGACAACUGUCGCUGUGGUAACGGAUCAGCCAAAAGGUGGUAUGGAGAUGGGUCCGGUAUCGCAACAACUUCCGGCAAGUGUGGAAUAUCUGAAAGGGUUAGAUACAAUCAUUGUAAGACAGAAAAUGGAAAUAUUUGAAGCAUUAUCAGGGGUUGAAACGAAGAACAGAUAUCAAAUUUUGAACAAAGAUUUCCAGGAAAUAUUUUUUGCAAGAGAAGAGUCGAACGAAUGUGAGCGAAUUAUGUGUUCACCAACCCGCGGCUUCCGUUUGAAUGUUACAGACAAUGAAAACAAGAAUAUUAUGAGAUUUAUUCGAGAGUUUAAGUAUUGCACCGGUUGUUGUUGUUGCGCAGAAGGCUGCUGUAGCAUGGUGGUAGCAGCGGAAUCUCCAUUUGGAAGAAAUAUUGGCAAGAUUGCUCUUGCGAAUUCUAAAUGCGACAGUCAUGUUCGGAUAUUUGACAGUGAUGACCGCCAUCUGUUUACUAUCUGGGUGCCUUGUUGUUUCUGUCAGGACGGUUGUUGUCCAGCAGAUGUCAUUUUCCCGGUAACUGAUCCGUCACUAACAACUGAGGUAGGGAAAAUGGCCAAGGUAUUCCGAGGAUGUUGUGUUGAGGCGAUCGGAGACGCUGACACCUUCCGUCUUGAAAUUCCCCACGACCUUGACUUAAAUAAAAAGAUACUUCUUAUUGGAGCAGUGUUCUUCAUCGAUUAUCUGAGAUUUGAACAGAAGUAAAAAUGACCAACACACUGAUCUGAAGAUUGUAUACAGAAAAGUCUCUGUUUUGACACCAAAUAGUUAUGUUUAAAACGUUACAAGCUUAUUGAAUAUGCAUAUUUUGAUAGAUUGAUACAAUUUAGUUCAAUGGCUCACACAAGUUAAAAUAUGUUUUAUAAAUGUUUAUAUGCCAUGUUUACAUGUAUAUUUUGAGGAACAAAUCAUAAUGUAAAUAUAUAUGUACAGGUUAUUUUGAAUGCUCACUUUAUGUUACAGUCUAGCUAUGGUCGAAGAAUUAUGAUUUAUUGAUGAUGUUGACCUUAAAAUCACUGGAUCACAAAGCGAUAAGUCUUUGCCACCACUACAGUAUAGAGCCAGACUAACUUGCCCAUGUUUAUUUUGUGUUUUUGAGCUUAAGAUUUCUUUAUGUUUAUAUCAUCUUCUUUUUUUAUUUGUUUCAUUUAAGAAGCGUUCAUUUUGUCAUGUUUUAUCAUAUUUUUAAGCCUGGAAAUAUAUGACACGUCAUGUUAUAUUAACAUGUUAUUAUAGGUGUGAACACUACAUUACUCAAGUUCUUGACUAUUCGAAAAAAUGUGGGGGGAGGGGGGCUAUUACAUUCACCCUGGCGUCGCCUUCACUCAUUGGUUAAGUUUUUGCGUGCUUGUUGAUAUCUUCAAAACUAUGAUGACUUUACAAACUUGUUUACUGUGAAUACCUUACAUGAUCGGCCAGUUUCUAUAACCCUGAGUUAACUUUUUACAGAGUAAUGUCCAUUUUCUUAUUGUCGGGCACUGUCUCAAUGACAGCUCUUGUUAUCGCAAACAUUUAUUUAAUGAUCUGAUAGCACUUCAAAUCGAGUGGAAUUCACGACUGUUUUAUUAUUUUACAUUUGAUGCCAUGUUAGCAUAUAUUAUAUGUUUAUACUAAAUAAAAUAUGUUUUGGUCAUUUGUAAAAUAAAACACAAAGUGAAACUAC